AUGUCUUCCAUCACCAUCAACGGCAACACGCUGGAGAUCAGCCCCGAUGCUCGCCAUGUCUCCGCACGCAAUGCCGAAUCCUCAAACUACAUUCUGCUCAGGUCUAAAGACAGGUUGAAGAUGGCGCAGAUGGAAGAGUUAGAAGCCCUCGGCGUCAAAGCCCAUACCAUUGUCGACACCGACACAUACCUGUGCGAGUAUGCUCCCAGCGAUCUCUCGAGCCUCCGGAGCAAAGAUUAUCUUGACUACGUGGACAUUUACCAUCCGUCCCUGAAGGUAUCUGCACACCUACGCCAGCCUGAGGCCUUCUCGUCCUUUGCUGCCCGAUCAGACGAUGAGCCUGUACAGGAUGAGCUGGAGGUGGUUAUAUGCCUGCAUCAGAAUGGUCCAGGCAGCCAGGCUGUGAACGAUGAACUGGUGCGGCGCGGCCUCAUUGACCCCCAAAAGACCAAGGUCUGGGAAUCAAGGAUUCAAACCGCCGUCAAGCAAGCCAAGGUCGAUCAGAUUGCCCAGGUUGAAUCCGUCCGCGCGAUCGAGCCCUUUGCGUCGCAAAGGCCGUGUAACAACAUCGCCCGUGUCUUGCUCAAUCAUCCCGUCUGUCGGGAGCCGAACGACUUGGGGCUUCCGGGACAUGCAUACCAGGGGGCUGGCCAGGUAAUUCAUGUCGCCGACACGGGCUUUGAUACCGGUGUUGCUCCUUGCCAACACGCACACUUCCAAGACCGGCUCCUGGCAGUCUACCAAGUGAACCAAACGGAGCCAGUCCCAGACAAGCCCGAAGACACCGACGGACAUGGGACGCACGUCUGCGGGUCUGCGGUUGGGCAUGGCCGCAGCACAACAAUGGGGGGCCCAGAAGCAAAAGGCGACGGCCAAAUUCAGGGUACGGCGCCCGCGGCAUCGUUUGUCGCCUCGCGCAUGACCGACAGCGGCAGCGGGGACUUUUUCUCCGGUGACUUCAAACUUAUCGUCGAUGUUCCGUACACGCAGCACCAGGCUCGCAUCUCCAACCAUUCCUACGGCGCGUGGAAGGACGUGCCGCAGGUCGGGUACAAUGAGUCCAAUCGAGAUAUCGACCAAUAUCUCUUCGAUCAUCCGGAUCUUCUGGUGUGCUUUGCGGCUGGUAAUCGAGGCCAGCAUCCCAACGUUGGCCCGGCCCAGGUGGCCGGGGAUGCCAUCUCGAAGAAUGUCUUGACCGUCGCCAACAGUUACACCUGCCGCCGGCUGGAUGCUGAUGGCAAGUUCAAGGGCAGUCCCAAUGCAAUCUCGGAGAACUACGGCAUCAACCCAUCAAGCAGUCGGGGUUUCGCCUUGGACGACCAGCGAUGGAAGCCGGAUCUCUGCGCCCCAGGAACGGCCAUCCUGUCCAGUGUCUCCAGCCGCUGGGACCCCACCAAGCCGAGGGACAAGUUCGGUGACUCUACUGAUUCAAUGUAUACAUUUAACACGGGCACCAGCAUGGCGACACCGCUCGUGGCUGGCUGUGCGGCCGUUCUGCGGGAGGCGCUGGUGGAACAGGGGGUAGCCAAACCGUCUGCCAUGCUGCUCAAGGCGCUUUUGGUCAACGGAGCCGUGGACAUCUUGCGUGCCAGUGUUUCCGGUUCUGAGAGCCGCCAGAAGCAGCAAGGGUUUGGCCGGGUCAACAUGGGCGGUUCUUUACUCAGUAUUCAUGCGUCAUCCCCGACGCAUCCGGCUUAUGAGCCUAGCCAGGGAGGCUUUGUCGACGCUUGUUGGGCCAAAACCGAGACGUCACCGGGUGCCAGCCCGGAAAUGAAAGCCAUGACGCAGCUGAAAGAAGACGAGUCAUGUGGAUUCACCAUUCAAGUCCCUGCGGGCCGGACUGUCGUACCUUUAGGAGACGACUUCCCCUGGACGCUCAAAGUGACUCUGGUUUGGCACGAUCAACCUGGGCCCAAGCUGCAGACGAAACUCGGGCUCGCCGUGGUCCAUUCAACGGGCAAACGAAGGCACGGCAACAAGGGAGAUGCUGACUUUGCAGCUACUCCCAAGGAGUUCGAUGCGAUCAACAACGUCCAGCGAAUCGUGUGGGAGAACAUCCCAGCGGGCGAGUGCAAAGUGACUGUGACCUGUUCGCAAUAUUUCUUGAAAGCGGUGCCGUAUGCCGUCGCGUGGACCUUGGAAUAG
Molecule: messenger RNA, 2145 nt
Organism: Aspergillus clavatus NRRL 1
Lineage: Eukaryota; Fungi; Ascomycota; Eurotiomycetes; Eurotiales; Aspergillaceae
Product: S8 family serine peptidase
Exons: 1
Coding region: 1-2145 (714 amino acids)
Biological process (GO): proteolysis
Molecular function (GO): serine-type endopeptidase activity
Source: RefSeq, a predicted model, not a curated record